Messenger RNA from Salmo salar (Atlantic salmon), 1144 nucleotides. RefSeq lists its product as uncharacterized. Lineage: Eukaryota; Metazoa; Chordata; Actinopteri; Salmoniformes; Salmonidae. The record is from RefSeq and is a predicted model, not a curated record.
CAAGAUCUCUUGUUCACUUGUGUGUGUGGUGUAUCUUACUUCUUGUUGUAUCUUAUUUAAUGCCUUAUCGUAUAUAACAUUUUCAUGCAUUGGUCUUUGAAAGGAAGAAGUGAGAUCAAGACUGUGUUCAAACACUUCCUUUUUCAUCCCUGAAGUGACAUAAUUUAUCGCGUGUUUUGCUCAAACAUCCUAGUCACACGGUGUGGCAGGUUUGGAAUCUGAAUUUGAGAUUUGUAUAGUGAAUCUACAGUUUCCAACACUGUGGUUGGCCAUUGUGAAGACAACAUGCUUGUGGUGUUUGGACUCCUGGUGAUGUUAACUGGACUCUCUAAUGGCAUGGAGGAGAAAUGCUGUGAUGCUAGACAGAACAUGUCACGUCACGGAGCUCUGGGAGAAACUGUCUAUCUUCAGCUGAUGAAUAAUGCCACAGGGUCUGAACUCAUAUUUAAAAAAGACCCCACUGGUGCUAGUAUAAAGAUAUUCAGCAUGAAAAACAACACAGUGAGCUUCCAUGACUCCAUUAAAGCAAGAUCAGAGUUCUUUAUCAACAACGGGACAUUUAGGAUAUCUAACACAGAAAAGAGUGAUUCUGGUGAAUAUCUCUUAGAAAUCUAUAAUUCACAUGGAACACGUUUGUGCACCGGAGGAGUACAACUGAUAAUUGGAGGAGGAUCUUAUGGGACUGUCAUAGGGUCACUAGUAGCUGUGGUCCUGGUCCUAACCGUGGUAGUGGGAGCUUACUGUAUUCACAAGAGGAGGACACCUCCACAGGCUCCAGUCCCCACAGAUGCUGAUGAGAGUCCAGAACUGGAACAUGCUGACAUCAAUAUUCUAAAGAAGAUGGAGAAACACAGGGAGGUUCCAGAGGAUGUGGAGUAUGGACAGGUAGUAGUAUUGAAGGGUUCCAGACCAACCACAGAGAGAGACAGACCUGAGGGGCGGGAGGAGACUGUGUAUGCUGGAAUACAGCUUGGCCAAUGAGAGAGGUUCUUCAAUGUAGGCCGGGAUAUGAAUGGUUGAUGUUUAGACAUAGUAUUGAUGCUCUGUUGCUUCUUUUUUUACUUUAAAUAAUUUUAUCUAACUUUUCCAUAUUUCUGUACAUAUUUUCAUGAAAUGUAUAUAAACAUCAAACAACUAAACUGUA